Molecule: messenger RNA, 2332 nt
Organism: Haliotis rufescens (red abalone)
Lineage: Eukaryota; Metazoa; Mollusca; Gastropoda; Lepetellida; Haliotidae
Product: serine/threonine-protein kinase 35-like
Exons: 1
Coding region: 657-1694 (345 amino acids)
Biological process (GO): protein autophosphorylation; autophagosome organization; autophagy
Cellular component (GO): autophagosome; cytoplasm
Molecular function (GO): protein serine/threonine kinase activity; ATP binding
Source: RefSeq, a predicted model, not a curated record
GUGUGGUGUGUGACCAGAGUACGUCUACAUGUGUUGCCGUAUAAAUCAAUAUUGAUUCAAGUAGUGUGUAUCGACUACAUUCAGUAGAGCAAUAAGCCCGCACAGCUCCGUAUGUGGGUCUUUACCUACAGUGAUGAUCCAAACCUAAGCCUUGCCAUCUACUUAACAUAGUUCUGACACGACCACGACGACAGCUAGUACAUGACAUUGUAUCAGCAAUCUACAGCUGAUCUCAUUGAUGACAAAGGACCGACCGGUUUCGCCAGAUGACUCAUCGGCCUGCCUUUAAUGUUUGAGAGAAGGCAAGUAGGCCACAGCCAGCGCUGAGUGCGGCAUCCAGCGUACGCUCCCUUUCGACCCGUUCUGCUUACAACGCCUGGUUGGCCAUGUGAGGACGCGUUUUCUAACUACUCGAAGCGAGGACUGAUUUCUGACGACUCGUAGCAUUCAGGUUGAGGGAUAGCCCAGCGAUAUAAAUAGGCCAAUGCUUCGCCAAUGAACGAGGCUGACGGAGCAACGGAGUGUACAUGACGUGUUGGAUAUUUGUCCUCAUUUUUUGUUUGGUCUCCUGUGAUAUAUACUAGGCUGACGCGGAUGUUAAAGGUUAUAUCAUAGCAGAGAGAUCAAGACGUUGUUUUCAGCUUGUGGCUUUCUAUAUGGGACUGGUGCGAGACCCUCUCUGGACUGUUCGUCAACUCAACAUGUAUCCGGAUCGAAUUGGGGAUUAUAAGAUCCUUUCGACCCUCGGAACGGGCACUUUCGGAGAUGUGUACAGAGUGGAGAAAGGGGGAUACGAAUAUGCCAUGAAGGAUAUUGUGAUUGGUGCCAAAGUUGAUAAUUUGAUUCUUCAAAUGGAGGUAGAUUCUCACAAAUCGAUACCAAAGCAUGAUAAUAUUGUUGAGUUUAUUGAUUCUUUCAAAUCAAAGUAUAACUGGUACAUUGUUCUAGAAUACUGCGCACUUGGGACACUUGAGGACUAUGUCAUAGCCCAUCGUCCAGACAAAGACUUCGCGACGUCGUUCAUGUUGGACAUGGCUCGAGGUCUUCACCAUCUGCACAGCAACAACAUCGUUCACAGGGAUAUUAAACCUGAGAAUAUCUUGAUGGUAAAAGGACCAUAUGGAAUUCCAAGAUGUAAGAUUUCGGACUUUGGUGUGGCAAGGUUUGGAACAGUUGAAUCUGAUCCCGGACUCAACAAUGGGGCCGUUCAGGAGGAGCGCUAUUUCCAGUCACUGUGCGGAACACCGUAUUUCCUAGCGCCGGAGGUGAAAAAUAGACAGUACACAAGAUCCUGCGAUGUUUUCUCACUCGGAAUAGUGUUUUAUUUGCUGUUUUCAAAGGAUUCGUCUUCUGGCAAACGUUUGACUCCAUGGGCAAAAGGGGGAACGCCCUUCUACAGGGCGACAGACACUCAAAUCAAAGACCAGCUGAAGGUUCACGUACACGAUGUAACCAUAUACACACUGAUUGAAUCUAUGUUACUGAUAGAUUUCCACAAUCGCGUGACAGCGAAAGCUCUUGUGGGCCACCUCAUGGCUCUAGAGGUUCCAGAUGAUGAGGUGUUUAUUGCUGCAUGGGUUCUUGUUGCCGUUUUGGCCAUGCUGGCAAUAUUCCCGUUCCCACUGUUCGUGUUGACUGUGGUCGUUCUGUUGCUUGCUUGCUGGGAGUUUCUACCGAGAAGUACCUUCAGAUAGGUAUCUCCGUUCUCGGGAGGAUAAUCAGUGUUUCAAAUGGAUAUAAAUUGUGCUUACUGCGUUGCAUUAUACCAGUGACAGCAUUGAUGCAAGUACUUUGAAUCACCUCGGAUGUAUAAUGAAUGUUCAAAACGUGCUUAUAGGUUGGUCUGCACAUACGGUGCUCGUGGGUUUCACCAAAGUGGAAAUCGUCUUGCAUAACUUCAGGCUUCCUUCGCUCAUCAACCUGACACGCCGUGAUAUGACGAGACACUGUCUAAAGCGGCGUGAAACCAAAUUCACUCAGUCACAAAUCAAUCCGUGGGAUAAACCAAAAGAACUGUGUGUAUUGGUAUGAGAUCUUCCUCAAAAAUGAAUAUAUAUAUAUAUGAUGUAUGGAUAUCUAUGAAUCGGUGGCGACAAAUAUAUGGUUUAUGAACGUGCUUUUGCAUACCAUUAUAUUAUAAACAUUACAUUUGAUAUUGACUAUUACAAAUGCUUCACUAUAUACAUUGAAACGAAAUGGCAAUGAAUACGUAAAUGUUUAUCAAGUAUUACAUCAUGACCAUGUUAUAUUGUAUUAUUCAGAAUAUUAUAUGCGACACGUGAGACAUCUAUGACUCACGAAAUAUGGCCAAAUUAAAAUGUUGAUAUGAUCA